Cornus florida is the source of this 1605-nucleotide messenger RNA. RefSeq lists its product as uncharacterized. The transcript is spliced from 2 exons. The record is from RefSeq and is a predicted model, not a curated record. Lineage: Eukaryota; Viridiplantae; Streptophyta; Magnoliopsida; Cornales; Cornaceae. Gene Ontology annotation, molecular function: protein binding. Bases 340 to 1443 code for a protein of 367 amino acids.
UUUCUGACCAAGCACAAUAGUCGUAUAAAUACUCCCUCUGUACCAAUGACAAAGGAACCUAAAAAAGGACAACACCCAGACAACCACCGAUUAUUUUACCCAUAUAUCUACAUACAGAACCAAUGUCCACCCAUCUACGACUACAAAAACCCAUACCUCCUCUUCUACACUAAUAAUCCUCCAACAACCACAAACACAUAAGACACCACUGACCCACACUCCAAUUAUCAGCGCACACAAAUCCUAUCUCAUAGUUUGAUACAAUAUAGAAGUUGGGAAUCUGUGAGAGGCUACCCAACAAUUUCAUUCAAAUAAAAGAAGUACAAAAGAAAAAUAGAGAUGGGUUCGGGGAGCAAUGUGGAAGCUGUUUAUAUGAUACGUGAGAAUGUGAGCAGUCCCAGUCCGUUCGUUUACGACAUAUACAAGAUCCCUGUGCCUGUGGAUGAUGAAUCUUGUCAACCAAUGUCAUCAUCAUCAUUAAAAACCCCAGUUCUGAGCUUGUCAAAGGAUGAAUACCCGUCGGGAAUGGGGUUUUUCUCGGUGGGAAGUAAAAUAUUCAUGAUUGGAGGUGAAAUAUACAAGGAUUAUUGGACCACAUUAAACAAGGAUGUGUAUAUUUACGACACUUGCACUUGCGUUGUUGAAAAGUCCCCAUCAGCUGGUAUGCAAGUUGGCAAGAUAUAUCCUCGUGCAAUGGGUCCUCUCCAUGGAAAAUUUUAUGUGUCGAGUCAUAAGCUGUCCGAUUUCGAGCUGUAUGACCCUCAAUUGCAAUCAUGGUCUCUGCUUCCGCGUCCCCCUGUUCCUUCUGCAGACCAUUCCCGCACUGGUUUUCAUAUAGUUCAACAUGCAAUUGUUGACCAUAACAUCCUCAUAUCAACAUCAACAGGACAUGUUUACGUCUUUGAUUCUAUCGCACAAGUAUGGUCAAAACUAGAGCCUGAUGUUGUAAAUGGUGGUGGAUAUAUUUUGCGUUUGCCUUUCAUUGGUGAGGGUGGGGCUGAGUUUGUAGAUGAUGGUGUAUGGCUUGCAUUAGUGUCUCGGGAUUAUGGUUCCGGCCGUUUCCCUCUUUAUUUUUUCGGUUUUGAUGCUUCCAACAACCAAUUCGUGCGCGGUUCUAAAGUCGGAAAUCUGCCUCCAGUACCGCCUGCUCUCAUGCGGUUCGACAUCGCCACCUUUGUGGUUGGUUUGGGUAAUAAUCGCUUUUUAAUUCUUCGGUCGGGCGUGGACCACGAUCCCUUUGCCUUCGAGUAUGGAUGUAGUCCCAACCAUCAUGUUAUUAUCAAUGUGUUCCGUCUUCAAGCCGUGGGUGCAGUGGGUGGCCUUUUUUCUGCAAUUGAUAAACAUUCUUUGUCACACAUCAUGAAUGACCGACCUCCACUCUUUGGUGAAUUAAGGGACAUACGUGCUUGCUUGCCCGUCUCCUCACCCGUGCUUCAAACCUAAGAUAUAUUUUUAAUGGACUUUAUGCACGGCUAUUUAUAAUCCGUGUCUAAUUUAUAUUUAUAGCGUAAGGUUGCAUUUAAUGUUGGAAAUAGUGACAUAGUUAUACACACAACACUAUACUAUUUGGAAGAGAAUAGAAAUGGAAGAAAAUACUUUUUAUUU